Messenger RNA from Neocloeon triangulifer, 798 nucleotides. RefSeq names its product NADH dehydrogenase [ubiquinone] 1 beta subcomplex subunit 8, mitochondrial (gene ND-ASHI). Gene Ontology annotation, cellular component: mitochondrion. Bases 158 to 682 code for a protein of 174 amino acids. The record is from RefSeq and is a predicted model, not a curated record. Lineage: Eukaryota; Metazoa; Arthropoda; Insecta; Ephemeroptera; Baetidae. The transcript is spliced from 2 exons.
UGCGCGGCGCAGCCAUUGCUGCUCUCUACUUUGUACAUGCAGACUGCAAAAAUUUGUGGUCGGCGGGCGAAAAACAUGCAAUUCUUUUAGAUUUUUAAGAAAGUUUCAGUCUCACAACGCCAAGCAGAUCAUUCUUCUUAAUCCCAGGUCUUCAACCAUGGCUCUUCUCCGAAGCCUUGUGAGGAAGAGCCUCUCGACAGGAAAGAACGGUGCCAUCACCUUCCAAGCUGUGAGGUCAGCAGGAGGAUGGAACAAAGAUUUCGCUCCUGGACCGUACCCCAAAACGGAGGAGGAGCGACGUGCUGCCGCCAAGAAGUACGGUCUUCACCCUGACGAGUACCAGCCUUACCCUGAUGAUGGCUUCGGCCUGGGUGACUACCCCAAGUUGCCGGACAUUUCCGGCGAGUCUAAAGAUCCGUUCUACAAUUGGGACUUCCCUGAACACAAAAGAAAUUUCGGCGAUCCCAUCCACGUUCAUGCUGACGCCUACGGAGAAGAUCGAUGGAAUAUUUCAGCCAAGCCGAGCGUCCCAUAUUCGAAACAAAUUCUUGUGUGCAUUGGCUUCAUUGGAUCCUUGGUUGGCAUCUACUACUUGACCUACGACUUUAAACUAUAUAGACCUGUUUUGCCGAAGCAACUUCCUGCUCAAGGAACGCAUUACACGUUUGAGCAGGCGGAAUGAUGGGAUGGAUAGCCAGUCAGGCAAAAUUGUUGAAAAUAGUUGAAAGAGAUUGCUCUGUAAAAAUUGUUUCCUUUAUGUUCAGUUAAAUUUAAAACAAUAAAAAGUGAAAAAUAGAA